AUGGCUCAGAGGCGCGCUCCCCUGCAACGCAUUGAUGCCCCGGAUACAAAAGCAUCGGCAUCCAACCCGGCCACCUUGAUCUUUCUUCAUGGGUUUGGCGAUGAUGCUGAUGGCUGGACAACCCAGCAGUUUCACGCCGCCAACAAAUUGCCUCAUCUGACUUGGAUUUUCCCCAAUGCGCCACAUAAUCAUGAGGCCAUGACACAAGCAUGGUACACGCCGACGGCCUUUUCCCCUAUCCCUGUUGGACGCUCGUCUGCUGCUGUAGGGGAGGAGGAGGAGGAGGAAGAAGAGGACGAGGAUGAGAUAUUGCAGAGCGUGGAGUAUAUUUAUGGUCUAGUGGACGAGGAGGUUAAGAGAGGGGUCGAUCUGAAUAGGAUCGUUGUUGGGGGUUUUAGUCAGGGCUGUGCUGUGAGUGUUGUUGCUGGACUCGCUGGACGAUAUAAGGGCCAAUUUGGAGGCAUUGUGGGUUUGUCGGGGUAUUUGCCCCAGGGGAAGAAGAUUAGAAGGGAGAGGGAGAGCUACGUGCGAGGCCAAAUGAAAGUGUUUUUGGGCCAUGGGACGAAGGAUAUGCUUGUUCCGAUGAGAGUGUUCAAAGACGCCAGGGCAAGGAUUGGUAAGACUGUUGGAGAAGAAGCUCUAGAAGUGCAUGAGUAUGAAGGGCUAGGACAUGCCACCUCUGGCAAUGAGUUCAGAGACAUGUGCGACUUCCUGGAGAGGAUUGUGCCACAAUAA
This is a messenger RNA of Lachnellula hyalina, 735 nucleotides long. Its product is annotated as Acyl-protein thioesterase. Gene Ontology annotation, molecular function: palmitoyl-(protein) hydrolase activity; carboxylic ester hydrolase activity. The coding region runs from base 1 to 735 and encodes 244 amino acids. Gene Ontology annotation, cellular component: cytoplasm. The record is from RefSeq and is a predicted model, not a curated record. The transcript is spliced from 3 exons. Gene Ontology annotation, biological process: protein depalmitoylation. NCBI's taxonomy places the organism in Eukaryota, Fungi, Ascomycota, Leotiomycetes, Helotiales, Lachnaceae.